CACGGUGGGGCGGGGUCGGCCCGCAGUGGCCCGCCGGGAGCCUGGGGGCGGAGCUUGUGCGGAAGGCCCCCUCCGGUCGUGCGGCACUGGCGCGGUUCCCGGACCAUGGCGGACAAACAGGGCCGGGGCCGGGGCCGGGACUCGGUUCCCAGCCCAUCGGUGCUGUUUCUACACCCGGACCUGGGCGUGGGCGGCGCCGAGCGGCUGGUGCUGGACGCAGCGCUGGCGCUGCAGGCGCGCGGGUGCAGCGUGAAGAUCUGGACAGCUCACUAUGACCCAGGCCACUGCUUCGCCGAGAGCCUCGAGCUGCCGGUGCGCUGCGCUGGUGACUGGCUGCCGCGCUGCCUGGGCUGGGGGGGACGCGGCACCGCCGUCUGCGCCUACGUGCGCAUGGUCUUCCUGGCGCUGUACGUGCUGUUCCUCGCCGAUGAGGAGUUCGACGUGGUGGUGUGCGACCAGGUGUCUGCCUGUAUCCCAGUGUUUAGGCUGGCCAGACGGCCUAAGAAGAUCCUGUUUUACUGUCACUUCCCAGAUCUGCUCCUCACCAAGAGAGAUUCUUUUCUUAAGUGGCUAUACAGGGCCCCAAUUGACUGGGUAGAGGAAUACACCACAGGAAUGGCAGACUGCAUCUUGGUCAACAGCCAGUUCACAGCUGCUGUUUUUAAGGAAACAUUCAAGUCUUUGUCUCAUAUAGAUCCUUAUGUCCUCUACCCAUCUCUGAAUGUCACCAGCUUCGACUCAGCUGUUCCCGAAAAUCUUGAUGACAUAGUCCCCAAAGGGAAAAAAUUCCUGUUCCUCUCUAUCAACAGAUACGAAAGGAAGAAAAAUCUGACUUUGUCACUGGAAGCUCUAGUACAACUGCGUGGAAGAUUGACAUCUCAGGAUUGGGAGAAGGUUCAUCUGAUCGUGGCAGGUGGUUAUGAUGAGAGAGUCCAAGAGAAUGUAGAACACUAUCAGGAAUUGAAGAAAAUGGUCCAGCAGUCUGAACUUGGCCAGCAUGUGACCUUCUUGAGGUCUUUCUCAGACAAACAAAAAAUCUCCCUCCUCCAUGGCUGCACGUGUGUGCUUUACACACCGAGCAAUGAGCACUUUGGCAUCGUCCCUCUGGAGGCCAUGUACAUGCAGUGUCCAGUCAUUGCUGUUAAUUCCGGUGGGCCUCUGGAGUCCAUCGUCCACAGCGUCACAGGGUUUCUAUGUGAACCUGACCCAGUGCACUUCUCAGAAGCAAUAGAAAAGUUCAUCCAUGAACCUUCCUUAAAAGCCACAAUGGGCCUGGCUGGAAGAGCCAGGGUGAAGGAGAAGUUUUCCCCUGAAGCAUUUACAGAACAGCUCUUUCAGUAUGUCACCAAACUGCUGGCAUAAUCACAUUCUGUUUAAGAUCUUUAUGCUACAAUUCAUUAAUGUCAUUUUUAUGGAUUGUAGACUCAGUUUUGAAACCAAAAAAGAAACUAGAAACUACUGCAGAAGAGAUUUUUUUAAAAAAUAAACUUUAGUCUUGAAUCUGAGCCACCUUCCCAUCCGCCACACCUCCCUGUCUGCUUUUUCAGAAAAACAGUAUCUUUUACGCUGCAAUCAUUCUGAGUCUUACCAGUGCUAAGUUAUAAAUGCACAGUUUCAUGUUCAGAAUAUUUUGUUAUACUUUCUCUGGAUUAUUGUUCUUCUUCCUAUAAAUUUUGAAUGAUAUUGUACCUUAAUUGGUAGUUUAAGCGUAUCAUUAUCAAAGUUGGUUUAUUUGGCUUCAUGGCAUAAUGAGGACAGGGGUACUAUAGUUCCAGAAUCAGUCCACCAAAAGCGUUCACAGUCAUCUAUUAGGAAAAUGUUGUUAGUUAUACCUUUGCGUAAACCCAUAGCAAAAGUGCAUUGUAUUUUUUUUUUUUUACAAGGAUUAUUUAUUGUAUUUCUGCACACCAAGACAUGACAAUAAAAGAUAUUGAUCAUGGAAAAAUACACAAAAAAA
Molecule: messenger RNA, 1957 nt
Organism: Carlito syrichta (Philippine tarsier)
Lineage: Eukaryota; Metazoa; Chordata; Mammalia; Primates; Tarsiidae
Gene: ALG2
Product: ALG2, alpha-1,3/1,6-mannosyltransferase
Exons: 2
Coding region: 106-1362 (418 amino acids)
Molecular function (GO): GDP-Man:Man(1)GlcNAc(2)-PP-Dol alpha-1,3-mannosyltransferase activity; alpha-1,3-mannosyltransferase activity
Source: RefSeq, a predicted model, not a curated record